AUUUAAGCAUCUUUCGACAUGGAGAGUUCACACUUCACAUGAAGCAACCCACAAACACCAUCAAAUGGAUCAAGGUUCAUCAAACAAAGGACUGCCUCAUGAAUCUUUGUACCUCGUAUUACCUUAUCUUCCACUUUUUGUGCUUCUUGCCAUGGCUCAAACAUGCAAAUCCUUCAAUGAUGCUUUGAACAAUGAUAUCUUGCCAUGGUUGAACAUAGUAGUGGAUGAUAAGCUUCGAGGAUCGCGGGUUACCGACGAAAUUUUGAUGAAGAUCACCUCCAAGGCAAUGGGUAGGCUUAGAAGUUUGAUUCUUGUUAACUGUAGCAAGAUUACAGAUGAUGGCCUCCAAAAUGUUGUUGUUAACAAUCCUGGUAUUAACAAGCUACAUGUACCUCAAUGCACGGGCUUAACCCCAGAAGGGAUUAUCAAAGCAGUGGCAACAGUAAAUCAACACAACGUCACCUUAAAGACCCUAAAGAUAAAUGGUAUCUCCAAAAUCACAAAAGAACACCUUCAAACACUUCGUUCUUUGCUAAACGCAGACGAUUGUUCUUCCAUCGAUGUGGGAAGAACUAGUGGUUGUCAAGGGUGUAAACAUUGCGUUUCAAGGUGUGAAGAGUGUGGAAAAUGUGUGGGACUUGAUGAAGAAGACAAUGAAGUAGCUUGUGAAGAUAUGUUAUGUGAAGAUUGUUGGAUUAAGUUGCCAAAAUGUGAUUAUUGUACCAAGCCUUAUUGUAACAAGCAUGCUUAUAAGUAUUGUGCUAUACCAGGGUCCUCCAAUUUUGUAUGUGAGGCUUGUUAUUAUAUCACUAUGCUUUAUAUGUGCUAGCUAUACAUUUUAUACAUUAAAAUAUGUGAAAUUAAAAUCAAA
Molecule: messenger RNA, 871 nt
Organism: Helianthus annuus (common sunflower)
Lineage: Eukaryota; Viridiplantae; Streptophyta; Magnoliopsida; Asterales; Asteraceae
Product: F-box protein SKIP28
Exons: 2
Coding region: 65-829 (254 amino acids)
Cellular component (GO): cytoplasm
Molecular function (GO): protein binding
Source: RefSeq, a predicted model, not a curated record